This is a messenger RNA of Acyrthosiphon pisum (pea aphid), 1165 nucleotides long. RefSeq names its product KRAB-A domain-containing protein 2-like. The record is from RefSeq and is a predicted model, not a curated record. Gene Ontology annotation, molecular function: nucleic acid binding. Bases 273 to 728 code for a protein of 151 amino acids. NCBI's taxonomy places the organism in Eukaryota, Metazoa, Arthropoda, Insecta, Hemiptera, Aphididae. The transcript is spliced from 2 exons. Gene Ontology annotation, biological process: DNA integration.
ACCAAUAAUAUCUUCUGACUUUAAUUCCCGAUGGCAAGUUGAUUUGAUAGAUUUCCAGUCUCAUCCUGAUGGGAAAUUUAAAUUCAUUAUGGUGUACCAGGAUCACCUCACGAAGUUUGUUGUUCUCAAACCCCUCGAAUUUAAGCGAGCUGAAGAGGUAGCUUAUAAGUUAUAACAUUAUAGAUAUUUUCACGUUGCUUGGAGCUCCUACUAUUUUACAAUCGGAUAAUGGACGAGAGUUUUCGAACCAAAUAGUAUCUAAUUUAAGAAACAUGUGGCCCGAAUUAAAAAUAGUACAUGGCAAACCGAGGCACAGCCAAUCUCAAGGUAGUGUAGAACGUGCUAAUCAGGAUAUUGAGAAUAUGUUGACAACGUGGAUGCAAGAUGAAAAAAACCGACACUGGAGCCAAGGACUUCGCUUCAUCCAGCUUAUGAAAAACCGAGCUUAUCAUUCUGGCAUUAAAAUGUCUCCAUAUGAAGCUUUAUUUGGCUGCAAAAUUAAAAUUGGUCUAAACACUUCAAAUUUACCACAUUAUGUAAUAAGUACGAUAGAAAAUGAAGAACAAUUAGCUGAAUUAAUCACAGAACAAGCGACAGAAAUUAAUUCAAAUGUCGAAAAUGAAGUAUCAGACACAGAACAAGCACCAGAAAUUAAUUCAAAUGUCGAAAAUGAAGUAUCAGACACAGAACAACUAUUACCUAGCUACAACUACCCGGGCCACUAUUAAAUUAAAUAACGAAAACGCCAAUGUCUUGCGAAUGAGAGCCAAGGAAAAAUCUUGAAAAUCAAGCGAAAAAAAUGAUGGCGUGGUCGGAUAAGAAGCUAUUGCCGGUGGCAGUUCAUUCAACUGUACGUGUUCCAGUUCCUGAGGUAGAUAAAGGACGUUUGGACGCACGAAGUAUACUGGCAAUUGUUUUAGAGGUGACAAGUGAUGGUUUUUAUCGAUUAGGAACUCGGGAUGGAGUUCUGAAGCAGUUAUACGCCAGAAGUCAGUUCACAGUAUGUCAUAAAAAGCUACUACAAAUUUACGAGGUUCCAAUAGACACAGAAGUGGCGUUACGAACAGUCUCAAAGGAACAGUCGACAGGAACUGGCCAAGGAUUUUUAAAAUGUAUUUGUAAGACCAAGUGUCAAAAUAAAAAGUGCAUUUGCCUUAAAAAUAAU